Molecule: messenger RNA, 1407 nt
Organism: Fusarium musae
Lineage: Eukaryota; Fungi; Ascomycota; Sordariomycetes; Hypocreales; Nectriaceae
Exons: 1
Coding region: 1-1407 (468 amino acids)
Biological process (GO): protein phosphorylation; regulation of mRNA processing; spliceosomal complex assembly
Molecular function (GO): ATP binding; protein kinase activity
Source: RefSeq, a predicted model, not a curated record
AUGUCUGGAGCGAGAAAGAGGUCUUUUCCUUUCAAUGGCCUCGUCUCAAAAGCUGCCACUCGUGGCUUAGCCACUGUCACCGCUCAAACAACACAGCCAGCUAUGAUGAUGGAAGACCACAACACUAGACUGAUCAACAUGGGCUACAACUACAACUACAUCGAACAUGUCGAAAACCUCGAACAGUACCGCCUUGGAGGCUUCCACCCCGUAUCCCUAGGUGAAACCAUCAACAGCCGCUACCUGGUCCUCAACAAGCUCGGCCACGGUGGAUACUCAACUGUCUGGCUCUCAUGGGACAUCUUGAAACAGAAGUAUGCCGCAUUGAAGAUUGUACUAGCAGAUUUCGGUGAAGACUCAACAGAAGUCGAUGUCCUUCAGCGUCUGGAAGCCAACGCUGGGAAGAAACAUCCUGGAAGGUCCCUCAUUAGACAUGUCACCGAUAACUUUCACUUCGAUGGUCCCAAUGGAAGACACACCUGUCUGGUUAACGACCCGGCGAUGAUGUCGCUACGCCUUGCGAAGGACGCCUCUUUCACAAGACUCUUUCAGCCACGGACUGCCCGAGCCAUCGCCGCUCAGGUUGUGCAGUCCAUCGCGUACCUCCAUGAGGGCGGUGUAGUACACGGCGACCUCCACCUCGACAACAUCUUGCUCCAGCUUCCGGACCGAAUCAAGCAACUAUCACCAGAUCAGCUUCAUGAGCGACAUAGUCAUCCAACGACAGUCCCUGUGACGAGACUCGACGGACUUCCUCUUGACGAAAAUGCACCGCGAAACGCUGUGCUGCCAAUCUGGCUUGGCCAAAAGAGCGAGGAUGUAGCUCUGGCAGAUGCAAAGAUCUUACUGGGCGAUUUCGGCGAGUCCUAUUUACCAAGUCAAGAAAAGCGCCAAUAUUCCAACGCUCCGAUUCGCUACCGGGCACCCGAAACUCAAUUCCCCGAUGUGUGUCAACCUCUCUCGUUCAGCUCCGAUAUUUGGAGUCUUGGCUGUCUCCUCUGGAACAUCGUCGGACAACGCCCGCUAUUCGACGCCUGGACCCUCUCAGAAGAUGACAUCCUCCAAGACCAAAUUGACCUUCUUGGUGAAAUCCCAGAUGAGUGGUCUGCCUACGGCGCUAAGCGAUCAGAGUACUGGGUCGAGGACGUCGAAGAAGAGGCGUCCACACAAGCCACUACUCAGGGCGGUUACACAUGGGAUGACCGCUUUGAGCGCUGUGUACAACAAGGACGAAAGGAGAGCGGCAUGAAGCCCAUGUCAAGGGAUGAGAAGGACGCUUUUAUUGAUAUGAUGAAGAAGAUAAUUACCUUCCGCCCUGAGGAUAGGAUAACAGCUAAAGACCUACUGGAGUCACGAUGGAUGAAACAGUGGGCAUUGCCGGAGCUGAAGAAGCUUGCAGCUUCAUGA